Messenger RNA from Daldinia loculata, 2288 nucleotides. RefSeq names its product CTLH/CRA C-terminal to lish motif domain-containing protein. Gene Ontology annotation, cellular component: cytoplasm; GID complex; nucleus. The transcript is spliced from 3 exons. NCBI's taxonomy places the organism in Eukaryota, Fungi, Ascomycota, Sordariomycetes, Xylariales, Hypoxylaceae. Gene Ontology annotation, biological process: proteasome-mediated ubiquitin-dependent protein catabolic process. The record is from RefSeq and is a predicted model, not a curated record. Gene Ontology annotation, molecular function: ubiquitin protein ligase activity; protein binding. Bases 471 to 1802 code for a protein of 443 amino acids.
AACAAACGUAGCGCAGGGGAAUGCAACUAAGUGGGGUUAUAUGCGUCAUUGCUACCUAGGCCCGACUGUUCAGAUGAAGAAAUUAAUAUCCGGGGUUACCGCGAUGCCAGGUAUGUAACUAACCUAACCGCUUAAUCGGUAUCGUAACUGGCGCAAAACAAUGCAGGUCGCCAUCAUCUGACUUUUGAGUUUGACCGUACAACUGUUAACCCGCUACUUCAAUACGUUAUUCCGACAAACCCCCCGGGCCUUGGAAACUUUCUUUGUCUUGUUAUAAACUCGGCGGUUCGAACCGUUUAACUCUCCCGCCAAUUAGUCUAGCACAUUUUGCCAGAAUGACAACUAUCUAGUGGUUCUCCGAGACGAAGUCACGUCGAAAGUCCUUUUUUGCGCAAAGUUGAAACCUUCAUCACGAGGACACAAGUACAGGUUUACCAGCCAUUCUCGAGAGUCUCGUGCUCAAUUUCAAAAUGGCCUUUUUACAAUUACAGAAGGACCUCGACAAGCUGACCGGCUCAGCUAAGUUGUCCGAUGCGGUACAAGAUGUCGACAAGGUCAUAGACCUUCUCACCGCUGCGCGGGAAAAGGUGGCAUCAGCAAAUAACCCUCAUACUACUAAUCUAACCCUCGCUAAACUACAAAAUCCCAUAAAGGAGCAACUAGACGUCUUAAAUAGCAAUUUAAGACAUGUCUACAAGGCCCAGAAUGAGUUCAACAAGUCCCUAAAGAAUGCUUUUCCUAAAGCCCAGGGCACUCUGCCUACCGAACACGACCCCAUGGAGUCGCACUCGACUCUUAUAAACCGGGCUAUCGUCAUGCAUCUACUACGAGAGGGCCAGUUUGGCGUAGCCUCGACGUUUAUCAACGAAGCACAUCAACAACCUGACUCUCGACAACAGCCCGAGCCUACGCAGAUUCAGCAGCCCGAAUCUCAACCAUCUGACUCCGACUUUCAUCCAGUCAUGUCUCCUGAAUACCUACCACCUACCGACGCCAUCAUAUCCGAUGCCGAUAUCCCUUCCGACCUAACGGCAUUCCAUUCUCAAGCCCUCCAGUCCUCCUUCGCCGACAUGUAUUCCAUUCUCUCCUCCCUCAAAGCACACAACCUAUUACCUGCUAUAAGCUGGGCCAGAGAGAACUGCGUAGAACUUGAGGCGAGGGGCUCUAACCUAGAGUUUGAGCUCUGCAAGCUACAAUUCAUAUGGCUGUUCAAAGGUCCUGAAAUCAAUGGGCUGCCUAAUACGUCAGAGAAUGGGGUACAGGGCGCAUUACAAUAUGCUAGGGAGAACUUUGGUCGUUUCCAGCACCGCCAUCUGCGCGAGAUUCGACAGCUCAGCGCCGCAAUAGUGUAUUCCCGGAACCUAGCAGACUCGCCGUAUAGUUCUAUAUUUGACAUCUCGGCAGCUUUUGAUGAGGUCUCAGCAUCAUUUACUCGAGAAUUCUGUUCACUUUUGGGUUUAUCAGCCGAAUCACCCCUCUACGUCGCAGCUACGGCCGGGGCUCUGGCUUUGCCUCAACUAGUCAAGUACAACUCUAAAACAAAGGCGAAGGGCACCGAGUGGACAACGGCCAACGAGCUGGCCUUCGAGACGCCGCUUCCCCGGAGCAUGAUGUACCACUCCAUUUUUGUGUGCCCCGUGAGCAAGGAACAAACUACGGAAUCGAACCCGCCUGUCAUCCUACCUUGCGGCCACGUUUUAGCAAAAGAGAGCUUGCACAGGCUAGCUAAAGGUAGCCGGUACAAGUGCCCGUACUGCCCUAGUGAAGGUGUUGUUAAAGACGCAAAGGAGAUCAUAUUGUAAGCAUAUUACAGAACAAAUAUUAAUUCGUUAGGAAAUGCGUGCAUUAUUUCUCAUGCGUUUGCCGGAAAUGGGAUUGAUUAAUUGAAUUCGGCGUAUGGCGAUAGGGUCGGUCAGGGGAUGUCGCUCUCACGAGGGUCUUGGAGGACGGUGUGCCAAAACUCAACUCGGGCGUCAACGCGCCAGAACGUACUUAACGUACCUAUUUAGGGACAUUGCUUUACAUGAUUAUAAUGAAGUCUCCGGGGGUAUAUUUAUUCCAUCCUCCUUGCUAGGAUAUGAGAUUUAAUACAGUUAAAGAUCAAAAGUACAUGUCGUAAAAGCUAAGUGCCUUCAAUAUUCCUUUAUAUACGAGGGACGUUUUCAAAUAACUAGUAUAAAUUUGUCUUGGACUGUUUUGUAGAUAUCAUUUCGCUUCAUUUAGAGGAGCUUAAUAAUUUAAUACUAGUGGAAUAGUUAGAUUACUGUUUUGAAUAGUAGCAUUACACC